AUGGGCUCCAUGUUCCGGAGUGAGGAGGUGGUGCUGGUCCAGCUCUUCCUGCCCACGGCUGCUGCCUACACCUGCGUGAGCCAGCUGGGUGAGCUGGGCAUCGUGGAGUUCCGAGAUCUCAACGCCUCAGUGAGUGCCUUCCAGAGACGCUUUGUGGUGGAUAUUCGGCGCUGUGAAGAGCUGGAGAAGACCUUUACCUUCCUGCAGGAGGAGGUGCGGCGGGCUGGGCUGACACUGCCCCUGCCCGAGGGGAAACUGCCAGCGCCCCCGCCCCGCGACCUGCUGCGCAUCCAGGAGGAGACGGAGCGCCUGGCACAGGAGCUGCGGGACGUGCGGGGCAACCAGCAGGCCCUGCGGGCCCAGCUGCACCAGCUGCAGCUCCACUCGGCUGUGCUGGGCCAGGGCCAUGGCCACAGCCCCCAGCUGGCAGCUGUCCACACAGAUGGGCUCUCAGAGAGGACCCUCCUGCUCCAGCCCCCUGGGGGGCCACACCAGGACCUGAGGGUCAACUUCGUGGCAGGUGCCGUGGAACCCCACAAGGCCGCCGCCCUGGAGCGCCUGCUCUGGAGGGCCUGCCGUGGCUUCCUCAUCGCCAGCUUCAGGGAGAUGGAGCGGCCGCUGGAGGACCCCGUGACGGGUGAGCCUGCCACGUGGAUGACCUUCCUCAUCUCCUACUGGGGUGAGCAGAUCGGACAGAAGAUCCGCAAAAUCACUGACUGCUUUCACUGCCACGUCUUCCCAUUCCUGGAGCAGGAGGAGGCCCGCCGCGGGGCCCUGCAGCAGCUGCAGCAGCAGAGCCAGGAGCUGCAGGAGGUCCUGGGGGAGACAGAGCGGUUCCUGAGCCAGGUGCUGGGCCGGGUACAGCGCCUGCUGCCGCCAGGGCAGUUGCAGGUCCGCAAGAUGAAGGCUGUGUACCUGGCCCUCAACCAGUGCAGCGUGAGCACCACACACAAGUGCCUCAUCGCCGAGGCCUGGUGUGCCUCGUGUGACCUGCCCGCCCUGCAGCAGGCUCUGCAGGACAGCUCGCAUGAGGCAGGAGUGAGCGCUGUGGCUCACCGCAUCCCCUGCCGGGACAUGCCCCCGACACUCAUCCGCACCAAUCGCUUCACGGCCAGCUUCCAGGGCAUUGUGGACGCCUACGGUGUGGGCCGCUACCAGGAGGUCAACCCCGCGCCCUACACCAUCGUCACCUUCCCCUUCCUCUUCGCUGUGAUGUUCGGUGACGUGGGCCACGGGCUGCUCAUGUUCCUCUUUGCCCUGGCCAUGGUCCUCGCUGAGAACCAGCCGGCCGUGAAGACCGCACAGAACGAGAUCUGGCGGACUUUCUUCGGGGGCCGCUAUCUGCUCCUGCUCAUGGGCCUGUUCUCUAUCUACACCGGCUUCAUCUACAAUGAGUGCUUCAGCCGUGCCACCACCAUCUUCCCCUCGGGCUGGAGCGUGGCCGCCAUGGCCAACCAGUCUGGCUGGAGUGAUGCAUUCCUGGCCCAGCACCCGGUGCUUACCCUGGACCCCAACAUCACAGGCGUCUUCCUGGGACCCUACCCCUUCGGCAUUGACCCCGUCUGGAGCCUGGCUGCCAACCACCUGAGCUUCCUCAACUCCUUCAAGAUGAAGAUGUCCAUCAUCCUGGGGGUCACACACAUGGCCUUCGGGGUGCUCCUCAGCGUCUUCAACCACUUGCACUUCGGCCAGGGGCACCGGCUGCUGCUGGAGACCCUGCCCGAGCUCGUCUUCCUGCUGGGGCUCUUCGGCUACCUCGUCUUCCUGGUCAUCUACAAGUGGCUGCGGGUGUCGGCAGCUGGCGCUGCCUCUGCGCCCAGUAUCCUCAUCCACUUCAUCAACAUGUUCCUCUUCUCCCGCAGCCGCACCAACCGGCCACUCUAUCCCGGGCAGAAAGUGGUGCAGUCCACACUGGUGGUCCUGGCCUUGGCCAUGGUGCCCGUGCUGCUGCUGGGCACGCCCUUGUACCUGCUGUGCUGCCGCCGCCGCCGCCGCCACCACGGCCACUCGUGGAGGAGGCCCUCCGGUGGACAGGAUGAGGACAAGGCCGGGGUCCUGGACUCACCUGACAUGUCCGUGAACGGCUGGGGCUCUGACGAGGAGAAGGCGGGGUACCCGGGGGAUGAAGAGGAGGCCGAGGGCGUUGCCUCCGAGGUGCUCAUGCACCAGGCCAUCCACACCAUCGAGUUCUGCCUGGGCUGCAUCUCCAACACGGCCUCCUACCUGCGCCUCUGGGCCCUGAGCCUGGCCCACGCCCAGCUGUCGGAGGUCCUGUGGGCCAUGGUGAUGCGCAGUGGCCUGCUCAUGGGCCGGGACGUGGGCGUGGCCGCCGUGGUGCUGGUCCCUGUCUUCGCUGGCUUCGCCGUGCUGACCGUGGCCAUCCUGCUGGUGAUGGAGGGGCUCUCGGCCUUCCUGCACGCCCUGCGGUUGCACUGGGUGGAGUUCCAGAACAAGUUCUACUCCGGUACUGGCUACAAGCUGAGCCCAUUCACCUUCACCAUCAAGGAUGAAUAGCACCCACCUGGGGGUCAUGCCCACACCCGUCCUUACCUCUCUGAGGCAGGAAAGGAAUAAAGAGGAGAGAGGCCCAGAAA
Messenger RNA from Galeopterus variegatus (Sunda flying lemur), 2594 nucleotides. RefSeq names its product T-cell, immune regulator 1, ATPase, H+ transporting, lysosomal V0 subunit A3 (gene TCIRG1). Gene Ontology annotation, molecular function: ATPase binding; proton-transporting ATPase activity, rotational mechanism. Bases 1 to 2514 code for a protein of 837 amino acids. The transcript has 19 exons. Gene Ontology annotation, biological process: vacuolar acidification; proton transmembrane transport. NCBI's taxonomy places the organism in Eukaryota, Metazoa, Chordata, Mammalia, Dermoptera, Cynocephalidae. The record is from RefSeq and is a predicted model, not a curated record. Gene Ontology annotation, cellular component: vacuolar proton-transporting V-type ATPase complex; vacuolar proton-transporting V-type ATPase, V0 domain; plasma membrane.